Molecule: messenger RNA, 1343 nt
Organism: Penaeus monodon (black tiger shrimp)
Lineage: Eukaryota; Metazoa; Arthropoda; Malacostraca; Decapoda; Penaeidae
Product: probable low-specificity L-threonine aldolase 2
Exons: 9
Coding region: 79-1200 (373 amino acids)
Biological process (GO): glycine biosynthetic process; L-threonine catabolic process
Cellular component (GO): cytosol
Molecular function (GO): L-allo-threonine aldolase activity
Source: RefSeq, a predicted model, not a curated record
CCCACCCCCAAACCCGCAGUAUAGCACGCUAAGCCCCAGUGUUUUCUGGCACUGUGGCACGACUGGGCAUCAACAAACAUGGCAGCGCCGACGAAGGAAAGCGGAGCCCGCGUCGUGGACCUGCGAAGCGACACCCUGACGCAGCCUUCCCCGGCCAUGAAGGAGGCGAUGAUGGCGGCGCCGCUCGGGGACGACGUGUUCGGCGAGGACCCGACCGUCAUCGCCCUGCAGGAGAAAGUGGCGAAGUUGCUUGAGAAAGAGGCUGCUCUGUUCGUCCCGACGGGCACGAUGGGGAACCUUAUCUGCGUGCUGAAUCACUGUCGAAACCGCAGUAGCGAAGUAUUGCUCGGUAACCUGAGUCAUAUCCAUGUCUCUGAACAAGGAGGUGUAUCCCAGCUGGGUGGUGUGCAUCCUCGGACUUUAAGAAAUCUCUCAGAUGGAACCUUCUGCUUGGAAGAACUCCGACAGCUGGUUCGCGGAGACAAGCUACAGUGGCCUGUGACGUCACUGGUCUGCGUGGAGAACACCCACAACAUGGCUGGCGGAAGGGUGCUGCCCCUCGGCUGGCUGGACGAGUUGGGCGCCACAUGCCGGGCACUGAGGCUUCCAGUGCACAUGGACGGGGCCAGACUGAUGAACGCCGCGGCGGCGCUGGAGGUGCCCCCGGCGAGGCUGGUGCAAGACUGCGCCUCCGUCUCCGUCUGCCUCAGCAAGGGCCUCGGGGCGCCGGUCGGCUCCGUGAUCGCGGGGACCAAGGACUUCAUUCGUGGGGCCCUCCGCUUGCGAAAGGUCUUCGGCGGAGGCAUGCGGCAGGCGGGGGUGCUCGCGGCCGCGGGAAUCUACGCCCUGGACCACGUGAUGCCCGCCCUCGCAAGGGACCACGCCCUCGUCCGGACCAUCGCUCGGGCCAUUAAUACCCUCGGGAGCAAAGUCAUCAAGGUAGACCUUGAGGGCGUCCAGACCAACAUUUUGCACCUCGAGUGUGACCUCAAACACGUCAGGCCCGAGCAGGUGUGCAGGCGACUGAUGGAGGUCAAGAAAGACGAAGCAGCAGCGAUUGGAGAAGAGGUCGUAUUACGGGCACAACCCAUGACGGCGUCUGCAGUCCGCCUGGUCGUCCACUGCGACAUCACGCCUGAAGACAUUCCGCUUGUGACUAAGAAAUUGGUUUACGUCAUCAGAGAAUUCGAGACUGAGUGAAAUUUCCAUUGUUAUUCACUGAGACAUCCGGUGUCAUGAAUAGGACAUGGUAACGUGAAUAGAGAUUUCGAGAAUGAGUGAAAUGUGUGCACAUUUGUAUUUAAAGAAAUCAUUAUUAUAUAAGAAAAUAUACUGUUGCAUUG